AAACAGUUGUGUUCCCUGAGUGUAAGUAAACGAGAGCUACUUUGUUCUCUCGCGAUAUUUACGUAGUGGUCGCGGAACAGUAUGGCAGCCGUCUCGCUGAGGUCCUGCCGCAGAGGACUUUCAAAUAUAUUAAGUAAUGGAGGACUCGCAGCUUUGUCUUCAAAGCGGCUGGAAGCAGAUCGGAGACACAAAUCUACAGUUCAGUAUGCCUCUCGACCAGACCUCCCAAAGCUGGCCUACAGAAAAGUGAAGGGGAAAAGCCCAGGUGUGGUCUUCCUUCCAGGAUAUGGUUCCAACAUGAAUGGGCAGAAAGCCGAGGCACUGGAAGAGUUUUGUAGGUCAUUAGGGCACUCAUGCCUCAGGUUUGAUUACACAGGACAUGGGGCCUCAGAAGGGGUGUUAGCAGAAGGAACCAUUGGUACCUGGAAAAAAGAUGUCCUUUUUGUGUUGGAUGAGCUAGCGGAGGGCCCACAGAUACUGGUGGGCUCCAGUAUAGGCGGCUGGCUCAUGCUGUUGGCAGCCAUCGCAAGACCAGAGAAGACUGCUGCUCUGGUGGGCAUCUCUAGUGCUGCUGAUCACAUCGUCACAUCAUUCAAAUCUCUUCCACUGGAGACUCGUAAGGAGUUCGAGGAAAAGGGGGAAUGGGUGUUGCCCUCCAAACAUGCAGAGGAUGGUCUUUACAAGUUUAACAUGGACUUUCUGCGUGAGGCAGAAAAUCACUGUGUCCUUCAUAGUCCCAUUCCCAUCACCUGCCCCGUGCGGCUCAUUCAUGGGCUCAAAGAUGAGGACGUCCCCUGGCACAUCUCCAUGCAGGUGGCAGAACGUAUUCUCAGCCCUGAUGUGGAUGUCAUCCUCAGGCGACACGGUCAGCACCGCAUGUCUGAUAAGGAUGACAUCAAGCUUAUGGUCUACACUAUUGACGAUCUUAUAGACAAGCUGACCACUAUGGUCUGAGUAAUGGAUAGAGGAGAUGUUCUUAAGAGAAGAAAAGUGACUGGAAACUGGGAUGUCAACACUCAAGGAAAUUACCAAACAAAGGCAUGUUUCUCUGCCAAAUGUGACCUUCUGUCCACCUGUUUACCCUGUAUUUCCUCUGUCUGCAUUAUCAUGUCAAUAUGCCAUAGCAGAGCAAACGUUUUCAAAAAGGGGUUCCGCUGAUCGCUGCUCCCUAAUGUUUUCAGGUUACAUUUAUAUGUGCUUAGGAUUGUUGUUUCGAGUUUUACAUUGGUCAGCUGCUGUUAGGUCUGCCAUUGCUGCUGUCCCUCUGCUUGUUCUUACUGUUUUGGGCUGUUUUGGGUUUUUUUCCUCCUCUGUAAGUAGAUACAGUUUUCCUGUGCCUUUUUAAUCACUUUUCACCCUUUUUGGUCAAUAAAACCUCUGCACACUAGAGUGCAGGUCUGCAAGUCUGUGAAAGUACACACACAGUAGACACAAUUUUUUCGACUGCUGUAAAGUUUAUAUUAAAAUGUGGAAAGUACAUAGUACUAAAGUAUUGACAAUAUAGAAAAGGAGGCUCAAAUAUGAAAACAUUCAAAAGAAAUGUAUUAUUGGGGAGGGCGGCUAAUUACCCUUAUUUAGAAAUACCAAAGCAGUGUGUUACAGCACACAUUUAGUCUUAGGAAUUAUUCAGGCUGAUAAUGGAAAGCACUCGUGAAUGUCAGUUAUUCCAAUAAGUGCUUCUUUGACAUUACUACAUAUUACAUGCUAUAAUCCAUUGUGAUCUUUAAGCUUUGUGUUGGCAACACACUGUCUACAUAUUUCCAUAUUAGCCUCUUUUAUGAGGCACUAAAAGCAUAGACGUCUUGUGUUUGUGUAAACCACAAUUUUCAUCCCAUUUCUGUUUCAAUUUGGCUUGUUGAAAAGGGCAAAUUGCUACAGCACAUCACCCACUUUCUUCUUUUUGUUUAAACAUAUUUGUGUUUGGCAAUGACUGCUUAAGGGAUGCUUGGAAAAAUCUGUAUUGGUAUUUGACGGAUGUUUUGUUUAUGACUAGAAAUAUGUUGCAGUAUACACCCUUUAUUACAGUAUGGCAGAGCAAUUCACUUAAUUUGGCUGAAAGCAGAGUUAACAAACAGCAAUUGAGCAAUGCGGUAGGAGGUGGGGAAGGAAAACUUCAGACCUGAGGCACAUAGGGCAGCAUGGAUACCACAGGGUGAGCACUAUCAAUUCAUUAUAGACUUAACCUAUUGUGUGGGAGUCUUACCAAGCUAAAGUUAAAAAGGAAAAAGAGGUGUAUACCCCAUAUCACCAUCAUUACAGAACAGUUCACAGAGUGAUCUGUGGUUCAGAAACAUAACAGUUUGUAGAGUACAUGGCUUCUUGCCUUGUGUAUUUAUCAGGGUCGUAAACUACAAACAUAUGAGGUUUAUUUUUGUAGGGUGAACUUUCCGUUACAUGACACCCCAUACCUGCUGACCUUUAGUUGUGAGGCCUGCUCAAUGGAGCCAAUGGACUGUUGAUUAUUAACAUGUAAUUGUCCACAAGCUGCUCGAUGCUCAUUGAAGCAA
Molecule: messenger RNA, 2507 nt
Organism: Menidia menidia (Atlantic silverside)
Lineage: Eukaryota; Metazoa; Chordata; Actinopteri; Atheriniformes; Atherinopsidae
Source: the annotation of a GenBank genome assembly